AUAUCCACGAGGAUUUCACUGAUGGUCAGCUUUUUUGUACUGAUAGAUAGGGAAAAAACGACGCAGUUACUCCAAACGAAGGUUCUUCCAACUUGCAAGGGCUUCUUCAAUAGCAGGACUAUUAAGAGAGUUGAAACGAGCACAAUUGCAGUUGACAAAAAAAUUACUAGCCAUCUCAUGGAUGAAUAGGGGCACGGCAAAUAGCGGCAAAGCUAGGAGUAAACACCCGUCUCGUUUGAUGCUUUGAGUUGCAAACUAAAUUGAAGAAACGUGCAACGUAAAGGGGAUUCACGCGCAUGAGAAAUACACCUACAUAGGACAGUAUGCCCCAUUUCUGUUUUUCCAUUUUGUGAUUUCCUCUUUUUUUUUUUUUUUUGCUGAACAUUUUUAGUUAAUGUAAAAAGUGCAUGAACAGGUCAGCAAAAAAAAAAAAAAAAAAAAAAAUGAACGAAGAAGGUGAUUUAAAUGUUUUUAAAAAGGACGAAGUUCCCGCAAAGUCCAUUGAAGGGUGGAUUAUCAUCAUCACGAACAUCCACGGAGAAGCAAGGGACGACUACAUAAAAGACGUUUUUGAAAAAUAUGGACAGAUAAAAAAUUUGCAUUUAAACUUGGACAGGCGGACGGGAUUUUUAAAAGGCUAUGCAUUUCUCGAAUUUGAAAAUUUUGUGGAUGCGAAAAGGGCCAUUGAUGAAAUGGACGGCGCAACGUUGCUCGAUCAGGAAAUUCACGUGGAUUGGGCAUUCGUGCAGGAAAAAAAUAAGAAUUAAAUUUUUCCUCACCCUCCCCAUAUGCUGAUACAAAUGUGUGAAGUGAUUUGCUCUGGGUCGCUUCCCCCACGUAUACACCUCCCCUGCCAAACCGUUUCCGGAUGGACGCAAGGAAAUUCUUUUACGUCUAACGGAAAGCUCCACCUGUAGAAGGCCGCAUGUGUAAAUUUAUCCCCAUCACCACCUAGGCCUUUUCAGCUUUGUCGCAAGUCGAAUAAUCGCAAUUGUAACCGAUCGCGCGUUCCUGAUGGGCGAGACGGCCAUUAAAACACGAUCAGCACAUCCCAUAAAACAUACUCUUCGCUAAAAAGUAGCCUCUUCUCAAUUUUUCUUUUUUCUUCAAACCGUUUUGCUACUCGCAAAAGGUGUCGUAGCGGCAUAAUUGCACACGUUAAGAGGUCGGG
Molecule: messenger RNA, 1171 nt
Organism: Plasmodium vivax (malaria parasite P. vivax)
Lineage: Eukaryota; Apicomplexa; Aconoidasida; Haemosporida; Plasmodiidae
Product: RNA binding protein, putative
Exons: 4
Coding region: 408-767 (119 amino acids)
Biological process (GO): RNA splicing
Cellular component (GO): cytoplasm; exon-exon junction complex; nucleus
Molecular function (GO): mRNA binding
Source: RefSeq, a predicted model, not a curated record